CAAAUUAUAUUCACAAACCCUUUGCUCUAAACCCUUCAGCCACCGCCACACACACACUAGUCUCUUCACAGAGGCGGCGACUGACCCUCACACACCCGGAAAACUAAAGCAUUUGGUUUGACCCAAAAAUAUAUAUAGAGUGAUACAAGAAUGGCAGCUAAGGCAAUGUAUCUACCCGUAACCCCGUUACUUUCAACCCCGGUUACUGAAAAGUCGAUGCGAGUUAGAUCGUUCACCGUUAAAUGCUCGACGGGUUCGGUUUCCACCGGGGGUUCUGUAGCUACUGCUCCAUGGAAGGUUGCGGAUGCUCGACUUGUGCUUGAAGAUGGAUCCAUUUGGAGGGCUAAAUCAUUUGGUGCUUCAGGGACUCAAGUUGGUGAAGUUGUAUUCAACACUUCGUUGACGGGGUAUCAAGAAAUUCUUACUGACCCAAGCUAUGCGGGGCAGUUUGUCUUGAUGACUUGCCCACAUAUAGGCAAUACCGGGAUUAAUAUCGAUGAUGAAGAAUCAAUCCAGUGUUUCCUGGCUGGUUUAGUAAUUAGAAGUUUAAGUAUUAGCACCUCAAACUAUAGAUGCACAGAAUCACUAUCUGACUAUUUGUCGAAAAGAAACAUCAUGGGAAUAUAUGAUGUUGACACUCGCGCAAUCACUCGUCGGUUACGAGAAGAUGGAAGCUUGAUUGGUGUAUUGAGCACAGAAAAAUCCAAAACCGAUGCAGAACUCUUGGAGAUGUCACGGACAUGGAAUAUUGUUGGUGUGGAUUUAAUUUCCAAUGUAUCCUGUAAGGAACCUUAUGAAUGGGUUGGAAAGACAGGUUUAGAAUGGGAUUUUAACUCUAACAGAAGAUUUGGAGAGACUUUCCAUGUUGUUGCGUAUGAUUUUGGUAUCAAGCACAAUAUAUUGAGGCGAUUGGCAUCUUAUGGCUGCAAAAUCACCGUUGUUCCUUCAACAUGGCCGGCUUCUGAAACUCUUAAAAUGAAUCCAGAUGGGGUUCUCUUCAGCAAUGGCCCAGGUGACCCGUCUGCAGUUCCUUACGCUGUUGAGACAGUCAAAGAGAUUAUUGGAAAGGUUCCCGUUUUUGGGAUUUGUAUGGGGCAUCAGUUGCUUGGUCAGGCCUUGGGUGGGAAAACAUAUAAAAUGAAAUUUGGUCAUCAUGGAGGGAAUCACCCUGUUCGUAACCUUCGAAAUGGCAGUGUUGAGAUUAGUGCACAGAAUCACAAUUAUGCUGUUGACCCGGAGUCACUCCCUAAUGGGGUGGAAGUAACACAUGUCAAUCUGAAUGAUGGAAGCUGUGCAGGUCUUGCUUUCCCUCAACAGAAGCUCAUGUCCCUUCAGUACCACCCCGAAGCCUCUCCGGGGCCUCAUGAUUCAGAUCUAGUAUUCCAACAAUUUAUGGAGUUAAUGAGAAAAGAAAAGGUACAUACAUGAUUAUCGAUGCAAAUCUCUAUAAUGAUUGUCAUGAGAGAAAUGCCUCUGCUGUAUGCGGUCCAAGCAGCUAGAAGUAUAUCCGACUAAUAUAUGAUGAAGAAAAUAUCGAAGAUUAAGAUGUUAUGUUUAUUGUAAGACCUGUAUGAAUAUUUGUUUUUUCAGUGAAUUAUUUGUAUUAGUAGAAUUUGGUUAAUAAGACUACUUUGUUACUAACUAAUAAUCAUAACGCUUACUUAAAUUCUUGAAUCUAUUUGGAAAUAUAACCAGUUGUGAGAUACUGUAUAUCGGUCAA
Messenger RNA from Erigeron canadensis, 1720 nucleotides. RefSeq names its product carbamoyl-phosphate synthase small chain, chloroplastic. NCBI's taxonomy places the organism in Eukaryota, Viridiplantae, Streptophyta, Magnoliopsida, Asterales, Asteraceae. The transcript is spliced from 11 exons. Gene Ontology annotation, cellular component: cytoplasm; carbamoyl-phosphate synthase complex. Gene Ontology annotation, biological process: L-arginine biosynthetic process; 'de novo' pyrimidine nucleobase biosynthetic process; L-glutamine metabolic process. The record is from RefSeq and is a predicted model, not a curated record. Gene Ontology annotation, molecular function: carbamoyl-phosphate synthase (glutamine-hydrolyzing) activity. The coding region runs from base 151 to 1428 and encodes 425 amino acids.